AUUAAGGAUUACAUGGAUGACGUGAUACCCUAGUCUACCUUGUUAUGAUGAUUGACGAACGAUAGACACACUACACCUAUCUUCAGUGUUACCAAAUAUAUUGACUCUUAUAACAAAAAAACCCGCCUAAUGAAACUAAAUAAGCUUCUUCGUAUAUUAUUAAAGUCGUUCGGAUUUCUACACAACAUGAAUCAAAUACACGUUAAGGUUUUCGUCAAAAUGGUUUUUAUAUCCACUAGAGUUUUUUUCAUUCAAAAUCAAUUUAUCGCGCUUUGCAAUUUAAAAUCAUUUCUGCAAUUAAUUUAUAAUUCUUUAAGAGCAGCUGCGUUCAGAAAUUUUUGCUGUCUAUUGAAACCUAAGAAAAAAGUCAACAUUACUAUACAACGAAAUCCAAUGAAACUGUGUAGAGUGAAAUCAUUAUUAGUCUACGGUAUCAAAAAAACUGCGGAGCUACUAACAUCAUAUACACUUCCGUUACAAAAUACUUUCAAUAUAAUGCAGAAAAGUAGCAAAGGAUGUGAAACUGAAAAUUCCUGUGGUACGCUUCUUCCUUUAAACCAAUCCUUAACAAAUUGUUACAAAAAGUAAUGAGUAUUUAAAUGUAGAUUUAAGGUUUAAAAUAUGGUUUUUAGGGAAAAUGUAUCUAAAUUAAAAAUCAAAAAACAAAAGUACAUUACCCAUCUAGAGACUGUAUUAAGAUAUCAACAAUCACUACUUCAAGAGAACAAUAUAAUACGCGCUGGUGCAGUACAAGGAUAUCGUUCAAAAACAUUUUCUUCAAAUAUUCAACCGCACAAUACUAAUCCCAGAAAGUAUCCGACACAUCACGGGCAAAGUUUAUUAACCGAUUUCAGAAUAUCACACUCCUUGGAAUUCGGUGACAAUUCUAUAUUAUAUGACAUUUUACAAAGAUUGGCAAUGUUGUUUAUUUUCUUUGAAAAAACAUUUCAAUUCCAAAAGAAACAGUGUCGAAGUGUAAUAAAUAAAACUGUAUUUAAAAAGAGGGGCGUCACAGAAACAACAAACCCAGUAAAAGAUAGAAGUCAUUCCUCGUGGGUUUUAAAUAAACAAUUGGUAGAGAAGAAAUUUUUUUUUAUCGAUUCACAAUCUGUGAAUGAAAAAUCAUGGAUACUGUAUGACCACAUAUUCAAAUGCAAAAAGUUUCAACACCAUUUGAUGUACUGGCCAAAAGCAACUUUAGCAAAACAAAAACAACUCGAUUCGAAAAACCAAGAAUAUAAAAAGAAAAUUGAAACUUACGAAAAUUCCGCUCAUUACCUUCAAACCCAAUUAGACAAACAAGAAAGAAAAUUGCAAGACUUGCAACAUUUGUUACGGCAAGAACGACGCGAAAAAAUUAAGUUAGAGCAGGAUUGUCAACGCCUUCUUUCCAAAAUUUUAGAACUUAAAUGGAUAAAAGUUCCACCACUACUUGUAGACGAUGCCCUUCUAGAAAAAACUAUAGACCAGUGUGAUGUGUCCCAACCCUCUUCACAUUCUUUUUUUUAUUAACUCAUAGACAAAUUCACUAGAACAGUUCAGUUUACAGCAUGAGACAGUUUCAAUGGGUUUUCGAAACUUGCUUUGUUCUUUUUUAAAAAAAUCACGCUGAUUUUAAAGUAUAUAAUCCAAAUGAUCUCGACAUAAGAAUUAUUGACAUAAAAAAUCUUCUUUCAUAUAAUCAGCACAGUUCUCGAUACUAUCACAACGUCAAUUACGUCAUAAAUGCGUUCUCUUUAAGUACGAAUAGAAAAAAUGAUUCAGUUGGAGUUUAAUUGACCAUUAUGAGAUAAUCUCAGCCUUAAAUUAUUUAAGAAAAAAUACAAAAAUAGCUAAAUUUUUUUUUUAAUAGUUAAAACAAAUUGUAGUACAACAACAACAACUCGAAAUAAAAUAAAGUUUUAAA
This is a messenger RNA of Hylaeus volcanicus, 1906 nucleotides long. RefSeq lists its product as uncharacterized. The record is from RefSeq and is a predicted model, not a curated record. Lineage: Eukaryota; Metazoa; Arthropoda; Insecta; Hymenoptera; Colletidae. The coding region runs from base 622 to 1512 and encodes 296 amino acids. The transcript has 5 exons.